This is a messenger RNA of Camelus dromedarius (Arabian camel), 588 nucleotides long. It is a transcript of the gene SNRPD2, whose product is annotated as small nuclear ribonucleoprotein D2 polypeptide. Lineage: Eukaryota; Metazoa; Chordata; Mammalia; Artiodactyla; Camelidae. Gene Ontology annotation, biological process: RNA splicing; spliceosomal snRNP assembly. The transcript has 3 exons. Gene Ontology annotation, cellular component: catalytic step 2 spliceosome; U4/U6 x U5 tri-snRNP complex; U5 snRNP. The coding region runs from base 142 to 498 and encodes 118 amino acids. The record is from RefSeq and is a predicted model, not a curated record. Gene Ontology annotation, molecular function: RNA binding.
ACCCGCUGGUUGGGUUUGCGCAGGCUCCCACGGAAGUGGGCCGCAGGAAGCGGAAGUCCCGCCUUUCUCGCUCUCUCUUCAGAAGCUGAAGCAACGCGGAGGAGGCAGGAGUGAUUUGAGAGCGCGGCAGCCACCACCACCAUGAGCCUCCUCAAUAAGCCCAAGAGUGAGAUGACCCCAGAGGAGCUGCAGAAGCGGGAGGAAGAGGAGUUUAACACGGGUCCACUCUCUGUGCUCACACAGUCGGUCAAGAACAACACUCAAGUGCUCAUCAACUGCCGCAACAACAAGAAGCUCCUGGGCCGGGUGAAGGCCUUUGACAGGCACUGCAACAUGGUGCUGGAGAAUGUGAAGGAGAUGUGGACCGAGGUCCCCAAGAGUGGCAAGGGCAAGAAGAAGUCCAAGCCAGUCAACAAGGACCGCUACAUCUCCAAGAUGUUCCUGCGCGGGGACUCGGUCAUUGUGGUCCUGCGGAACCCACUCAUCGCUGGCAAGUAGGGGCCGCCUCCUUGCUGGCAGAACUUGUCCUCUCAUUUUGCAAACACCUGCCCUUUGUGAUGGAAAUAAUAAAGUCCUCUGUUUUUUCUA